AUGGGAGUCCACUAUAAGGAACUUACCGGAACUGGCCUCAAAGAAACUUUCACUCGGAACAUUGAUCUGAAGGGGAAACGGCUUCUAAACUACAUGAACACUGUUGGCGUGAACAAGAACAAAAAGUGCCUACAGGCUGUAACAAAGUUACAGGUGAUGAGAGGAGAGCUGAGCGGUUGCUCUGAAGACGUCAAAGACUUGGUGCUGCUACUGCUGUCCUACUUUGACGAGAAGGAAGAUGUGAUGUUCUGCUAUGUAGAGGACACAUGCCUGGCGGGGGAAGUACAGAUGGACCAAGUUCGCUUGACUCCCACCAUUGUGGUUUGUGCAGCUCCUCUGGAGAGGUCUCUGACCAGAGUGGACGAAGAGCUGAAACAAGGAGCAUUGGAUGUCUUCACACUGAUCCUCCGGUUCAUGGGGGACCCCAGUCUGAGCGGCGCUCAGGAGAACCUGUUUGGGAACUACAUCAUCCACAGAGGAUUGGCCAACCCCGGGCUCCGAGACGAGAUCCUGGCACAGGUGGCCAAUCAGGUGUGGCGGAACCCCAACGUUCUGAACUGUGAGCGCGGGUGGCUGCUCCUGGCUGCCUGCCUGUCCUCCUUCUCCCCCUCACACAGACUGCACAAGUACCUGCUCAAGUUCGUAUCAGACUAUGGCCCGGGGGGGUAUGACUGUGUGUGUCAGCACCGACUGCUCCAGGCCAUGCAGGGGUCGUCACGGCGACCCGAGGCACGGACACACCCCCCCUGCCUGCUGGAGUGGACGGCCAACCGGCACCGAGCUCACACUGUGUUACACACACACUGCUUCGAUGGUGGUUCCUUCCUCUGUCCUCUCAACUCCUGGACCACAGGAGAGGAUCUGGCUCAAGAUAUUCUGCAGCACAGGGGUGUGACGGAGGGCCGGUGUGGCUGGUCGGUGCUGCUGAGGGAAGCAGCCCAGUGGGUGGAGCUGGAGGGUGGAGACCUGGUGUGUGACCUGCUGUCUGACCUGGAGAUGUCCCCAGACGUCCCCAAGCUGCCCUCCUACUUCAUCAUCUCCACCCAGGACCCUUCCAGGGUCAGGGCCAACAACAGCAUUAGUCUUCUGGGCAGUGGGUUUGACUCUAAAGAAGACCUUGCCUCCAAAUUCUCUAUUCUGCCUGAUGGACCACUCAGCCAAGACCUGGAGCCCCACAGAGGGAUGGACCGCUACCUUGACAGUCUGUUUGAUCCUGUUCUGGCCGACAGCAGUGCGGAAGUGGAGCGUCCCUCAGAGCUGUCCAGCAGACUGAGGGGGGGUGGAGGGGUCGGGGGUCACAGCAGCCCCUACGGACAACCCCCCCAGCCGGGAGCGGUGAGGGUUCUACCCAUGAUGCCAGGAGAGGUUAUAUCACCCCCGCUCUCCCCGGUCGCCCCUCCUGCAGCCACACACUCUCAGGAAGCAGUGAUAGCUCAGCAGCAGCAAGCCAUUAUCAACCAGCAGGCUGUAAUCAUGGCUCAGCAGAUGACCAUGCAGGCCAUGGCCUUGGUUACCUCUCCCAUCACCUCACCCCCCACCUCCCCCAUCAGCAGCCCCCCCAUGAGCCCUCUCCUCCCCCACCCCCUCUCCCCUUACUCCUCCCCCUACUCCCCCAUCCCUCCCUCUCCGUAUGCCAACCUCCCCCCCAGUUCGUAUCCCACUUCCCCCGACCCUGCUGGCUCCGCCCCCCAGCCAGAAGCCCCACCCCUGUCUGUUUCAAGCCCCGCCCCUCAUGCUGCAGAGAAGAGCCUUAAGGUCACCAUGGAGACGAAGCCUAAAGCCAGCACACCCCAAGGCGUGUCAUCGGGAACAGACAGUGUUGCCAAGAGAAGAGCUCCAACCAUCCCCAUCAACAAGGACCAGAGGGCCAGGAAGUUUGCCCCGGUGGUGACCGCUCCACCGCCCCCUGCUGGAGAGGUGGUGAAGUGGUCAGAGCAGCAGGAGAGCAUCACCCCCAGCUGCAACGUCAGAGACAUCAUCCGCCAAUACGACUCUCCUCCUCCCCCUCCACAGCCCCUGCCCCCCGGCAAGAGGCGACCAGAAGGGAAGUAUCUGAAAAAGCAGACUCCUCGUGAUGAAGCUUUACACAUCCUCAAACCUCAGAUGGACAACCCUCCACCUCCACAGCCCAAACAACCACCUGGCCCCUCCCCCUCUGCGUCUGCCAUGAAGGAGGCGGGGUUUAAACCCACCAAGAGCACCAAGAGGAGGGCUCCCGUUAGGCCCCUCCCACCUCACCCCCCAGUGUCGCGGGAGCUGCCGGUGGAGGCGGAGACUAUCCAGACUAAACUCCAUCGCAGCACGACAGAAGAGCAUUACACCUACACCAACGUUCCCUGGAGACUGUACCUGAGGAAGGAGGUGUUCUACCCCAAGGACAGUUUCAACCAUCCUCUGGUGUUGGAUCUCAUAUUCAAACAGGUGGUGAAUGAUACCUUGUCUGAGGCUUGUGUUCGCAUUACCAGUGAGGAGAGGCUGAAGAUGAAGGCUUUGUUUGCUAAACUGGGGGUGAUGCAGGACACUCAAGACGAGACAGUGAAGAAGUCUGUUGUCACAGCAGCCAGAGACUCCCUGGACAUCUACUUCUCCAGACUGUUCCCUGCCUCCGGCAGCGUGGGGACAGGGGUACAGGUGCUGGCUGUGUGUCACAGUGGGAUCAAGCUGCUGAAGACAGUGAAGAGCAGCGCUGCAGUUCCAGACUACUUCAGAGUCCUCAGGCCUUACACUUAUGCAGACAUCCUGUUUGUUACCAUCCCGUCAGAGAACAUGCUGGAGUUCAACCUGACCAAUGAGAAGCUGAUCCUGUUCUCUGCCAAGGCUGCACAGGUCAAGAGCCUGAUAGACCACUUCAUCACUGAGAUCAAGAAGGACUCUGAGUAUGUGGUUGCAGAGAGAAACCAUGUGACAGAUGAGCACUCGUGUCUGAGCUUCCACAAGGGUGACAUCAUCAGGCUGCAGGUCAUGGACAGCUUGGAGAAGGGUCAGGCCUACGGCUGUGUGGUGAGGAAGAAGGUGGUGUUUCUAGAGGAGUUAAAGAGAGACACGCAGGACUUUGGGUGGAAGUUCGGCGCUGUGUUUGGCCGUGCGGGGGUGUUCCCGGGGGACUGUGUGCGCCCCACAGCUGCUCCUGAUUUCCUGUCUCUGCCGCUGGACCGGAGGGCGGAGCCUCGCGGGGGGGCGGGGCGCGUCGCCGUGUCCUCAGCCGUUGCUGUUGCCGUGGCGUCCACCAUGGCAGCACAUGAGAUCGACCAAACGCUGGAGGCGUCGUUGGAAGGUUUUGGAGAGCUGGUGCUGGAGCAGGUGGAGGAUGGACGCUACGACCUGGUGGAGUUUGCUAAGAAGUACUUCAGACAACCUGGCAGGGGAGGUUCUCUGAAGAACAAGAACAAGGACUCCAGAGAUCCAUUUGAGAUGGUUCGGUUCUCCAAGACCCCACUGUCUGAGUCUCUGAUCGAGUUCUCGGAUCCAACCAUGAAUCGUGUGGCCACGGACAUCUUCCUGUCGGUGAUGAGGUUCAUGGGAGACCAUCCUGUAAAGGGACAGUCAGAACAGGAAGUGGUCAGCACCUUCCUCAAGCUGAUUGGAGAGUUUGGUCUGAUGAGGGACGAGGCUUACUGCCAGCUGCUCAAACAGCUGAGCUCCAACACUAGCUCCAAACUGGAUAGCUGCCAGCGGGGCUGGAGGCUGCUCUACAUCCUGACUGCCUUCCACCACUGCUCCCAGGUCCUAAAGCCCUUCCUGUUAAAGUUCCUGCAGGAUGCCUACCGCAGCCCUGGGGGCCAGUACCAGGGUAUUGCCAAGGCUUGUGAGCAGAACCUGAGGAAGACGUUCCAGUAUGGCGGCCGCCUUGUGGUUCCCAGCAGCAUGGAGCUGCAGGCCAUGGUGGCGGGGCGGAGCUCCAAGCGUCAGCUGUUCCUGUUUCCUGGAGGCAUUGAGCGCCACCUCAAGAUCAAGACCUGCUCUGUGGCGCUGGACAUAAUAGAGGAGCUGUGUUAUGAAAUGUGUCUAGAGAGGCUGGAGGCUAUGGACGAAUACACUAUCUUCCUCGUCACCAACAGAGGUGGGAACGUGCGUCCCCUGAACAGGCGUGAGUACGUGCUGGACCUGGUGACAGAGGCGGAGCGUGUGGACAGCAGCUUCUCUCUCUGGUUCCGCAGGGUCGUCUGGACCCAGGCUCUCAAGUUCCACAAUGAGCUGUGUGUCACCAUGCACUACAACCAGGUGCUACCAGACUACCGUAAGGGACUGCUGAGUGUGCUGUCCAGGGGGAAGGUCAGUGAGCAGCAGUUCCACCAGAUCUCCAAGCUAGCCGCUCUGCAGCACCGAGCCAAGGAACUGGCCUUCACACCCAGCAUUCAUGAGCUGUCAGAGUACAUCCCGGCCCCUCUCUUUGGGAAACAGCCCCCCCAACAGUGGGCUGCCAUGGCAACACUGCACCUGCAGCAGGUGCAGAUCCUCAGCCCCCACCAGGCCAGAGCCCAGUUCCUAGGUCUAGUCAGUGCGUUCCCCAUGUUUGGCUCCUCCUUCUUCUACAUCCACAGCUGUAGCUCCUCCUCCGUCCACGCCCCCUGCAUCCUGGCUGUCAAUCAACACGGACUGCAUUUCCUGCAUAAAGACACUCACGAGCGGAUGGUGGGGGUCCCCCUGGUGGAGGUCCAGUCCAGCCGCACGCAGUCUCCUGGUGCGGGGAGCAGCUAUCCCUACGUGGACCUGACCCUGGGAGACACCUGCUCACACAGGGUCAUGCAGCUGCAGCUGGAGCAGGGUCUGGAGUUGUGUAGAGUGGUAGCCAUGCAGGUCGAGAACAUGAUGUCUGUCCGGGAGAAGAGACUCACUUUGCCCCCCAGCGAGAUCACCGUACUAUAACACACACACACACCACACACACACACCACACACACACACACACACACACCACACACACACACACCACACCACACACACGGCACACACAUCUACCUCUUCAAGGCUUCAGGUCUUCCACAGUACAGAGCCUUCUCAGCCCCUGUGCUGCAGUACCUCAUGUCUCCACCAGAGGGGUGCUGCAGUACCUCAUGUCUCCACCAGAGGGGUGCUGCAGUACCUCAUGUCUCCACCAGAGGGAGGCAGCAGCAGCAGACUGGUUCCAUCACUGGUCUGGGUCUCAGUGGCUUCUGAUUCCUCCUCUUUAGCGUCACUUCCUUCCUGUCUGUCUGAAGAACUUCCUGUUUACUUCCUGCUUCCUCACUAGGAUCAAAGUCAGAAGGAUGAGACACAUGAUUACCCAUGAGCCUUUGCAUAUUGUUGACAGCCAGGAGCUCGCGCCUGGCCCAGGUUCUCCAUGGUUUCACAAGUGUGAUGUGAACCAGAGGAUAUAUUUUUAUAAUGAGUGUUUGUAUGCAGCUGGGUGUAUUUAUAACGUGUGUUAUUUAUAUUGAGGGUGUAAUUGUGUUCUCUUCAGAGUUUGGCUGAUCUGUGCUAGUGAUAUGUGUGUGUGUGUGUGUGUGUCCAGGGAACACGAGAGAUAAGAAUGCUUCUACUUUCCAGUCUCUCUGCUCUGAAACCUCAACUGUUAGUAUUUUUGUACUGAUGUUGUGUUUGUACGACAAUCUUCAGUUGUUUUAGUUUUGUUUAAUUUUUUUUUGCAUUUAUCAGGAUGUUUUGUAAAAACUACAUUUUUACCACAUUACAGAUGUAAUUGCAAGCAGUACUAGUGAAUUAUUGAGUUGGUUUUUAUUUGUGUGAGGUAGUCAUUCAUGGUGAUUGAUCUGAAUUACACCCAAUCAGCAAGCCAUA
Messenger RNA from Osmerus eperlanus (European smelt), 5775 nucleotides. It is a transcript of the gene myo15ab, whose product is annotated as myosin XVAb. The record is from RefSeq and is a predicted model, not a curated record. Gene Ontology annotation, cellular component: cytoskeleton. NCBI's taxonomy places the organism in Eukaryota, Metazoa, Chordata, Actinopteri, Osmeriformes, Osmeridae. Gene Ontology annotation, molecular function: protein binding.